Messenger RNA from Adineta steineri, 2565 nucleotides. NCBI's taxonomy places the organism in Eukaryota, Metazoa, Rotifera, Eurotatoria, Adinetida, Adinetidae. The record is from the annotation of a GenBank genome assembly.
AUGAAUGAAAUAGUAGAAGAAACUGUUUUCAUAUCCCAAGUUUCAAAUACGAAACAUAUUCAUCGUCAAUCCCAUAAUAAUCAACAUCUCAAAGAAUUUAUUCUAUGGUUUGUUUUAUUAAUUUGUCUUUUACUUCUUGCUGGUCCAUUUGCACAUCAUCUGUCCUAUUCUGUACCAACAGUAAAAACACGAACAAUUGCACGUCAUGUAUUUAGUGAAGAACGUGCUCUUGAUUAUUUAAUUAAUUUAACUCAAUAUGGAUCAAGAGUAAGUAAUACACGUGGAAAUAUUGAUGCACGUGAUUAUCUUAUUUCACAAAUAAAACAUAUUUGUUCACUAAGUAAAAGCCAUAUUCAAUGUGAACUUGAUCUUCAAAAUUUUACUGAUUCUCAACACAAUCAAUUACAAAAUAUUCUUGUUCGUGUAUCAAAUUCAAUUCAAAAAUCUCAAAAUAUACCGAGCCUAAUGUUAGCUGCUCAUUACGAUUCAGUGGAAUUUAGUCCUGGAGCUGCUGAUGAUGGUUCGGGUGUUGUUAUUAUACUUGAACUUUUAUCAAAUUUAAUUAAUGAUUUAACAAUAGAUUUUUCUAAUGUUCACUUAAUUAUACUAUUUACAAAUGCCGAAGAAUCAGGAUUACAAGGUGCACUGGCAUUUAUUACUAAUCUUCGUUGGCGCUCUAAUGUUCGCCAUUUUCUUAAUAUUGAUUCAGUCCGUUGCACUGAACCAGCUAAUCUAAUGCGAACAACAUCAUCACAGCUUGUCAUGGAUUAUAGUCGAGUGACAAGACCACGUACGAAUGUAAUUCUACAGAAAACUUCAACGUGGUUUGGAUUUAAUACUGAUUAUGAUGCUUUCAAAUACAAUGGUUUUCGAUUAGGAUACGAAUUCGGUUUCUAUCUUGAUGGUUACACAUAUCAUACACCACUAGAUCAUCCAUCAACAUUUAAACAAGGUGUUAUUCAAGAUCUUGGUGAAAAUCUUAUUAUUUUGAUUCGUAACAUACUUCUUGAAAAUAAUCAGCAGAUAGCCGAUAAAUACGAUCCUGAUCCUUUAAUUUAUUUUGAUAUUCUUAGUCGACAUUUGAUAAUAUAUAAACUAUCGACAUCAAUAUUAAUUCAAAAAAUUUUAAUUGUAUUAAUUAUUAUUAUUGGUAUAAUUCGAAUUAUAUUCGAUCAUAUAUAUCAUCGAAAACAAAAUUUCUCAUGUAAUGGUUUUCAUUGUAUUUAUUUUCAAUUUAAAAAUCCAUUGACUAUUCGUAUUCUUUCUAUUAUUAUAUAUUCGAUUUCUAAUAUUCUAUCUAUGAUUAUUGGUCUUCUAUUUUCAUUGCUUUUAGCAUGUAUGAUAUCAAUAAUUCAACCUGCUUCAUGGUAUGGUAAUUCAACAUUAGCCAUAUUUCUUUUUAGUUUACCAUGUUUAAUUGGUUUUAUUAUUUUUCGAUACUUAUUCGAUCUAUUACAUGGUCGUAUUCUUCGAAAAUCUUCUCAAAACUCAAAUGAAAUUCAUUUCGAUUUUGAACAAAAUUUUUCUGUUCUUAUCGUUUAUAGUUUAUCAAUGAUUAUUUCAAUUUAUUCUAAUUCUCAAUACUUUUAUAUAACUCUUAUUUGGUCAAUAUUUAUUUGUCCAUUAUAUCUUGUUCUUAUUAUUAUUGAAUUUAUUCUUCAUUGGAAACAAAUCUUUGAAAAAAACGCUCAUCAAUUAUAUUUACCAUUGUUAAUAUCUUUGUUUCCAUUGAUACAUACAAUUGAAAUAGUCAAUCGAAUACUUCGUAUUUUUAUUCCAUUUGUAUCACUACGAUUUUCAUUUGGAUGGAUACAUCGUGGGAAUAUAAUUAUUUGUAGUAUUGUUGUUAUUCCUACACUAUUUUUUCUUCCAAUAUUACAACGAACAAAACAAUUUCUUCAUUUAAUAAGUAUUCUUUUAAUUAGUUUUUUUAUUGUUCUUAUUGUUGCUUGUAUCCGUCAACCAUUUACGAAAAAUCAUCCAAAUACGUUUUAUGCUAAACAUACAUCAGAAUCAAUUUAUAAUGCAGAAACUUCAAUGAAUAAUUCAUUUGAUGUUUCACUUAUAUCACAACAAUCAUCUAUUACAGUUAAUACAUAUCAUGGUCUUGUUCUAUCACCUAUACUUGAUCAAUUUUCAAUUAAAAAUGGUCAUAAAUUAUAUAAUAAAACAUGUUUUAGUUCAACAAAUUGUACAUUUGAUGAUAGUUUUAAUCGUCAAUUAGCUGUUGAACAUAUUCAGAUUGAAUCAAUAGACGAGAAUUAUUCAAAUUAUAGAAUUCGAAUUCAACAUGUAUUAUCUUAUAAUAUUCAAAUUGCAUCAUUAUGGAAUAUUGAAUUAACUGUUCAAAAUGAAUUGGAUAUUCCAAGAAAAGAAACAAUUAUUGAUAUUAAUCUACACUCAACAAUAUCUAUAUUCGAAAUCGAUAUCAAAAUUCAACGAUGUGAAAUACAUGAUUCACCAUUUUUAUUAUUAUUUACUCGUUUAAUGUCAAAUAUUGUACUUAUGGGUGAAGGAUUCUGUCAUGCAAUUGAUGAUGAUACUACACUUAUUAUUAAUCGAUAG